Messenger RNA from Naegleria fowleri, 1149 nucleotides. RefSeq lists its product as uncharacterized. The record is from RefSeq and is a predicted model, not a curated record. The coding region runs from base 1 to 1149 and encodes 382 amino acids. The transcript has a single exon. NCBI's taxonomy places the organism in Eukaryota, Heterolobosea, Eutetramitea, Acrasida, Naegleriidae.
AUGUUGAAUGGUCGUCCUCAUCAUCCUCAUCAUCCUCAUCAUCCUCAUGCCUCACUGGACCUCAUGAGAGAAUGUGAGCUCCGAGUGGAGGAUAUCAUUCAAGAGUUUGAUGGUCUUUUGGAGAAUGAACGAAUUUUGAAUGUUUAUGUUUGUGGAAGCAGACUUUAUGGGAAAACACCCAAGCAAAGUGUUGUUGGUGGACAGGAACAUCAACAGAACAAGAAGAGAAUUUCAUCAUCAUCUCUUCAAUCAAAGAAUCGGGGAGUAUCAUCAUCUUUAUCGGAACAGAGUGGUGAUGAUGAAAAAGUAUCCAUUCCAAAUGCAACAGAUCCACACCAACAGCAGCAGCAACAACAAUAUUACUCGGUAACACAAGAUUCGGAUUUUGAUAUCAUGAUGAUUUAUGAUUAUGAAGAGGGCAAGACACCAUCCAAACUCACCUUUCUCUCCAAUCAAAAAGAGAACAAGAAUAGUGAAUUCUUUCAAUACUUACUGCCGAAAUAUAAGGAAAAGUUUGGACCUUGUUUACCAUUUACUGAGAUUGUCAAGGACGAUCAAACCAUUUAUUACAAAUUUACUCAAAAACGAUUUGGAUUAGAUAUGUGUUUGUAUUCAAAGGAACAAUUUUUAAAUCAAGUGAAAAAACAUCAAUUUUCUGAACUAAUUGGAUUAUUUCUAGAGAAGAGUUCUGAAGAGUAUCAACGAUUUAUUUUGAGAAAACGAUUUAAUGUAUUGGAGGAAUUUACAACACAGAAGGGAACGAUUAAUUUAUCGCUGUUACGAAGCUCAUUAAGUCAAUCCGCGAGUAUGUGUUGGAAAUGUUGUAAAUCCAUGUAUGAACAUCGAUUAGAAUUAGACCCUCCAGAAGUUGAAAUUUUCAAAGCCAAAAAAACAGUCAUUCACACACUACGAGUGUACCAUUAUGGAAUUCAGAUUGCCCAAAAUGGUACCAUCAUCGAUUGGCAUGUUUGUGACAAGUAUUAUGAUGAUAUUUUAGGCACAAAAGACAAGUAUAAUACAUGGAGAGAAAUGUCCAAAGUGUAUGGACCUAUCCGCAAUCAACUUCACGAACAUUUCAGAGCAUGUUGUCCAAAGGAAGAUGAACUUUUGGAAGACACUAAGGAUGAUGGUGGCACUACUAACGAGUAA